AUGAGUUCUAGUUCGUCGGCAAACCAAGAUGUCACGUCAGGUUCGGCACAGGCAAAGCAGGCUGCAUGUCUCGAAUGUCGUCGGAGCAAGGUGAAAUGUACACGUGACGCGAACGCCCCAGUGUGUCGGAAAUGCCAACAGGCCGGCCUGCAAUGCGUGACACCAGAGUACCAUGUUGGGAGAUACAAAGGCAUCAAAAACAAGAGGACCGGGUUGGAAAAGGCAAUUUAUCAGGUCGAACAGGCGCUGAAGCGGAAUAAAGAUGGCUCAACUGGACUGCGCUCCGAGAUUGAAGCCGACCUUCGCCAGCUGAUCGGAGCUCCCCAGACAAGCCCUAUUCUCCAGCGGAAAGCCAGCUCAACUACCCCGACAACAGCCCUUCCACAGUCUUUUCCUCAGUCGCGAACAAGCCUGAUUCCUGGCGACAACAACGGCGCCACGGAAGAUAGCAAUGACAUGUCUGGCGUGGAGCAUGGCGAGAAGCCUGACGAACUUGCACUCAACAAUGCUGACAACCCCCUACAACUGCUUGCUAUGGCUUCUGUGCUUCCCGGCCAAUCUCCCUCGACCGCAAUGUCCACGUCGCCAGCUGGUGUUGCAUCACAUCCAGGAACGAACGACGCAAACCCUGGCGAUUUUGAGUUACAGCAAUUUUUUGGAUCGUUGAUGCCUCGAUUGGAUAAUUCUCCGGACCUCGACCCCAUUGACUUGGGCCUCGUGACGCAGGAGGAAGCAGAUUCACUGUUUGCGUAUUUCUACGAACGACUGUCUCAUACAAGAUGGGGCCUCGAUCCCAACCUACAUACAGCCUCGUUUGUGCGCUCGAGGUCUGCUUUUCUGUUUACCUCCAUUCUCGCCGCAUCUGCCCUAUUCCUCCCGAAAGCGGAGGCUCUGUCGAAGCGGCUCUCCAAUCACCAAAACCACCUGGCCCGAACGGUGAUCUUCAACAGACACAGAUCAGUGGAGAUCGUAUUGGCUUUCAUGGUCAAUAUUCCUUGGAUGACGCCUGCGAAACACUGGGCAGAUGAUGAGACUUGCGCUUAUCUCUCGAUGGCGCUGAGCCUGGCAUUGGACCUCUCAUUGAACAAGAUCGUGGUCCCUUCUCCCACGAUUCGUCCCGCGGGCUUCCUGAAUCGAGUCGCCAAAGCCGAUUGUAUUGAUUCCGCAAAGGCUCUGCAAUUGGAUGGGUUUCCACAAGUUGAUCCGUCUUCGGCCUUGGGUCGCCGUUUACUACGAACUCGCGAGCGAGUAUGGUUGGCAUUAUUCGUUCUUGAUCGAGGCAUCUGCCUCGCAAGAGGAAGGCCAUACGCAGUUCCAAUCGGACCACUGGUAGAUAGUUGUGAUACGUGGCAUAUCUCUGACAUUGCCGACCGAUGGGACGGCAGUGUCAUCUCAGCGGCCGUGCUGAGGAGAGACCUGGUCGGCCUCAUCACGGGUGUACGUGAAUUUUGCGAUGGAAGCCAAGGUGUCAAUGGUGGCCCGACGGCCGUGAGAUUCCUGAAAGACAAGAUCGACCGAUUCUUCGAACAGUGGUAUGCGGUCUGGUCACGCCAGAUCACCCAGGGCGAUGGUCAGUUGCCUCCGUACGUCGAGAUCUUGGUUUCUCACACGAAGCUUUCUACAUACUGUAACGUCGUUAACCAUCCAACGGCAUCAAAUGACGUGAAACAAUUCUUUCGGGCUGCGGGGUUGGCAUCGGCGAUGAAUGUUAUGCGUGCAGCAGUCCAAGGGGAGAAUCGACUCAAAUCGAUGCCCAAUAAUACCGUCAUCAUGGUCUCUUUCGCGGCCACUUUUGCACUGGCUCUUGGGACCACAAGUCUGGGCAAUCGCGCCAUGGUAGCCCCCAAUGCGAAGGCGCUGAUCGAAGAGACAACCCAAGUAUUGGAGAGAAUUGGGAGCUCCCCCAGACACCGCAGGGGCUUAUCGGUCCUUUUCGCGAGGCAUAUACGUCGAAUCAUGCAGAGUUCCGUUCUCAGUCCUCCCGAAGAGAACCACGGCUUGGGUCCAGGGCCUUCGGAGCAACCUCACCAGCAAGACCGAAACGCCGAGUAUGAUCCGUCCCAAACAGCUCCAAUGCCCGCGCCAAAUAUUCCUCUAGAACCGUAUGUCUUUGACAUGACCGACGACCAGAUCCUCGAAGCUAUCAACAACGCAAGUACCUCGCAGGACUUGUUCCAACUUGAUGAGACAAUGUUCUUCGACUGGUUAGACUGGCCAAAUGUUACCUGA
This is a messenger RNA of Cladophialophora psammophila CBS 110553, 2229 nucleotides long. RefSeq lists its product as uncharacterized. Gene Ontology annotation, biological process: DNA-templated transcription; regulation of DNA-templated transcription. Lineage: Eukaryota; Fungi; Ascomycota; Eurotiomycetes; Chaetothyriales; Herpotrichiellaceae. The transcript has 6 exons. Gene Ontology annotation, molecular function: zinc ion binding; DNA-binding transcription factor activity, RNA polymerase II-specific; transcription cis-regulatory region binding. Gene Ontology annotation, cellular component: nucleus. Bases 1 to 2229 code for a protein of 742 amino acids. The record is from RefSeq and is a predicted model, not a curated record.